Molecule: messenger RNA, 1038 nt
Organism: Dictyostelium discoideum AX4
Lineage: Eukaryota; Evosea; Eumycetozoa; Dictyosteliales; Dictyosteliaceae
Gene: gpaD
Product: G-protein subunit alpha 4
Exons: 3
Coding region: 1-1038 (345 amino acids)
Biological process (GO): developmental process; chemotaxis; signal transduction
Molecular function (GO): guanyl nucleotide binding; G-protein beta/gamma-subunit complex binding; GTPase activity
Source: RefSeq, a predicted model, not a curated record
AUGAGAUUCAAGUGUUUUGGAUCAGAAGAAACUGAACAAAGUUCAAAAAUCGAUAAAAGUAUCGAAACAGAUAGAAGAAAACUUAGAAAAGAUGUAAAAUUAUUAUUAUUAGGUCCAGGUGAAUCUGGUAAAUCAACUAUUUUUAAACAAAUGAAGAUCAUUCAAGAAGAUGGUGGUUAUAGUGUUGAAGAACUUUUAGAAUAUCGUGCAUUCGUUUAUUCAAAUUGUAUCAGUCAAAUGGAAGCAUUAUUAACUGCAUCUGCAAAAUUAAAUAUUGAAUUAGAAGUUGAAAAUAAACAAAGAGCAGCAAAUGUACUUCGUAGAACUAUUGGUAAUGAACCAUGGUUAUUAUUAGCAGCUGAUAUUAAACACCUUUGGGAAGAUAAAGGUAUUAAAGAAACAUAUGCACAAAAAGAUAAACAUUUCCAAUUAAACGAUUCUGCUGCUUAUUUCUUUGAUAAUAUAGAUAGAUAUAUGAGAGAAGAUUUUGUACCAAAUGAACAAGAUGUUUUGAGAUGUCGUGUUAGAACUACUGGUAUACAAGAAUCAGAAUUUACAUUUGAUAAGAUUAGAUUAAAGAUUGUAGAUGUCGGUGGUCAAAGAUCUCAAAGAAGAAAAUGGAUUCAUUGUUUCGAUUGUGUUACAGCAGUUAUUUUCGUUGCCGCUAUGAGCGAUUACGAUCAAGUACUUAGAGAAGAUGAAUCUGUAAAUAGAACUAGAGAAUCCUUAGCCUUAUUCAAAGAGAUUGUAAAUUGUGAUUACUUUAAAGAGACACCAAUCGUGUUAUUCCUCAACAAGAAGGAUCUUUUCAAGGAAAAAUUAAAGAGAGUACCACUCCAAUCUUGUUUCUCUGAUUACACUGGUCCAAAUAAAUAUAAAGAUGCUGCCAUGUUCAUUCAAUCACAAUAUCUUGCACAAGGUCCUUCACCACGUACUAUCUAUACUCAUGCCACUUGUGCUGUCGAUACUGAAAAUAUUAAAUUUGUAUUCAGAGCAGUUAGACAAACAAUUUUAUCUCAAGCUUUAGAACACUUCUAA